This is a messenger RNA of Beta vulgaris subsp. vulgaris (sugar beet), 1884 nucleotides long. RefSeq lists its product as uncharacterized. The transcript is spliced from 14 exons. Lineage: Eukaryota; Viridiplantae; Streptophyta; Magnoliopsida; Caryophyllales; Amaranthaceae. The record is from RefSeq and is a predicted model, not a curated record. The coding region runs from base 317 to 1549 and encodes 410 amino acids.
CAUUCGCUCAUGGGUAUACCAUGAACAUGGUACAUCCAGGUGUAGUAUAAAUAUUUUCAUGUGGUUCUAUCAUAUUCAACUUAUUUUCAAUCCUUAUAAAAAACAAAUAAAAAUAAAAGUAAAAAAUAAAAUUUGAUACCUUCCAAAAUAAAUUUUAAUAAGUUUAGACUUCAGACGAAUUCGAUUUAAGUUCGAAUCCCCUCCCUCGUUUGUACUUCGUAUGUUGCCUAAUCACUUUGUGGAACUAAAAAGUUUGACACUUUGAGUGCACUUGGAAAUUUCUGUCAAGGGAAGUGAAGGGCGAAGAAGAAAAAAGAUGGAGGGACUAAAGAAAUUGGAAGAAAUACAGAGAAUGUUGUUGUUCAUGGAAUCCGAGGGCUUUAUUUCUGGGUCCUUCUCCUUCACCUCUUCUCACUCUGAUUCUCACCGCUUUCUCGCUCAGUUUCUCCUCUUUCUGAUGGAACCCAGUGGAAAACUCAGUAUUCACAAUAAAUGCACUUUGAUUUCCCAACAUUUGCCUAAGAUUUCGCCGCGGUUUCUCGAAAAAGCACUAGUGGUUCUGCCUGGGGAGCAGACGGGUAUCCUGGAUGAUUCAUUGUCUGUUGACCUGAAUAGGGAGGACGCUAAUGGUGGCUGCCAUGGGUUAGGAACAAAUUAUGCUAGUGCAGACGUGGCUUUAAUUGGGUUAGACGCGAUGCAACGAGCAAAUUCCACUCUUGAAGACUUUUGUCGAUCUUACUUUAUGUUCCAUGGGAUGGAUGUGAAAAGUCCAGCAUCCAUAUUCAAAUACUUACCCAUGCUUUCUUUCACUGAAAGCUUUAUCUACCAGUUGGACACUUUGAAUGAGAAGAUGGUUAAUGUAACCAUGAACAAAGUUAUUAUUCGGGAUGGAAGAUCCAAUGAAUUUAUCCAGGAAGCGUAUACUACCCUGGCAUGCAGCUUCAACAAAGAUUUUGAAUCAGAUCCAUUUCGGCCACUUACACUUCUGCUGCAGUAUCAUGGGUUGCUGACAGAGAGGAUUAGAGAAGAACUGAAGUAUGGAGAGGAGUACUGGGAUUUAGAAAGGAGGCUUUGUGGUGCAUCAGAACAAAUUUCAAUUGAAGAUGUCAUGAGGGCUAUUCAUCUCAAAUCUUUUGAUUAUCGGGUUCUAAAUCUUCUUUUGUAUCAACUACGUGGAGAAGAGGUUGAUGAUCUGCAUAUGGAGUUUUUGACAGUCUCUGAAUUUCUAGUGGAGAUAUCAGAUGAUCUGUUCGACUAUGAGGAGGAUGUGCUGGAGAAUAAUUUUAAUGUCCUGCGGAUGUUCAUCAGAAUAUAUGGCCCUUCUGCAGCCCCAACCAUGCUAGCUAAAUAUAUUACUGAGGCUGAAGAGAAGUAUGAGAAACUGUCACAAGCUUUGGAUCCCCAGAUUUGUUUGAGUUACCAAAAAAGAUGUGAAGAAGCCACCAGAGAAGGUGGGAAGAUAUCCGGAUAUUCUCUCGGAUCAUGGAGUAUACCACCUUUAAUCGUAGAUGAAGAACUAUAUAGAUCUAGCAUGCAAAAUUCUCCUUAAUUUACUGUUCUUGGAUGCGACAAUUUGACAAGCUAACACGGGCUGUUUUGGAGAUUGACACAUAAGAUGUAACUGCUCUGGCAAUAUAGUUCAAUAGUUUUGUAGGAUACUGGAUAUCUUUGCUACGAUGAGCAGCCUCUUCUCUGGUCAAACUCUUGUGUAGUCGGUCGUUCUUUUUGCUGCUUUGCCCAGAGAUUGGGGAAAGAAAAGGAAGCUUUGCGAAUAUUACUUGUCCAAUUCUUAAUGCAAUAGUAAAGCGCAUACCCAAGUGAAGGGCUUUGCAGCACAUCAUUGUGGCAAAUGGGAUCAGGCAAAUCUAUUCUGCAUAUUCUCCA